UCCGAUGGUAAAGUGAGUUACAGCUCGAAUCUCGUCAUCACGUGUCUCAAUGGAAGAUCUUUAUUGAAUGUUGUAUAUUUUAAACAUAAUAUAGUAACUAUUUAUUGAGACAAGUGGGGCAUCUGUUUAAUACAAGAUUCCUUAAUUUACCCUAAAUUUUACUUACUCAAUUUCGUCUUUAACCUGUUUUAGGGAGAAUAGUUGGCACUAAAUAAACGAGUGUGGACAGCUGAAGAUAGGCUACCCGCAUUAGAUCACUGGCUUAUUGUAACAAAUUAUAUCAAACAGAUAAACGGGCAGGUUAUCUGAGUCGAGGCGUGGCCUUCACCAUGCCUUCACGAUCAACCCAGAAUGGUUCACUUCAUCCCGACCACCACUUCACGACUGGGCUGCCCCGGCAUUUGUUACGAGAUGAAUCAGGUGUGGGUGGCGUUACUUCUGCUCGCUGCAGGGACAAGUGACUGCGUGCGCAUUCUUGUUAUGCAACCUCACUAUGCCAGGAGUCACAGUAGAGCUAUGGAGCCAUUGUUUGAGGAACUAGCUUCUAGAGGACACAACCUUACAUUAGUCACCAGUUUCCCACAUAAACCUCCUCUACCAAAUUUGUACGAGAUAGACGUGUCUUACAGGCUGAGACCUAUGAUCAGCAAUUUCAGUUUUGAAGCAAUCAAUAGAUUAAUGCCAAACGCUUUCCAAUCCCCACUGUACAUGUCAGACCUCGAGCUGUACCUGUGCAACAAGUCGUAUUCCGAACCACAAGUCCAGAAACUGUUGGAUUCAGACGAAAAAUUCGAUUUGGUGAUAACAGAAAUUUUCUCUUCCGACUGUUUUGCCCCACUCGCUCACAGAUUUAACGCCCCUCUUGUUUCAGUCGUAACAAGCUAUUCUCUGCCGUGGGUGGCAGAUAGGGUUGGUCUCCCUGAUAAUCCGUCUUAUAUCCCCAACUAUUUCGCUGGGCUCCCCACCAACAUGGACUUAUACCAAAGGGUGUACAACACCGUCUUGUUAGUCUGGGCUAAAUUGGUCCACAGGUAUUACGCUUUACCUCAGUCACAAAAUAUGGCCAAUGAAGUAUACGGUAGUUAUACUCCACCCAUAAACGAACUAAUUAAAAAUACAUCAUUAGUUUUGGUCAACAGUCACAUUUCUCUAUCUCUCAGCCGUCCUUUUCCUCCUAAUGUUGUAGAGAUUGGAGGUAUACAUAUAAGAAACACCUCGAACUCAUUGCCGAAGGAUUUGCAGGAUAUCUUGGACAAAUCAACUCAGGGAGCUGUUGUGGUCAGUUUUGGUUCUCUAGUCAGAAUGUCUACCCUCCCUGAGCAGAUAAUCAAUAAUUUUAUGAAGGCAUUCUCCUCUGUUCCUCAAACUGUUAUUUUUAAGUAUGAAGAUGAUCUACAAGGAGUUCCUUCAAACGUCGUUAUAAGACAGUGGUUGCCGCAAAAAGAAAUUCUUGCACACAAGAACGUGAAAGCGGUCUUCGGCCAUGGAGGGUUGUCUAGCACAAUCGAAGCCGUCUACUUUGGAAAGCCUCUCAUUGGUCUACCGUUUUUCGCUGAUCAAUAUUUGAAUGUAAAGGGGAUUGUGAGUCUAGGAGCAGCUGUCCAACUUAACAUGGAUGAUCUUUCAGAGGAAAACAUAAGAGCAGCCAUAAAAGAGGUCAUUUACAAUCCAAAAUACACAGAGAAUAUCAGGCGACUGUCAAGGCAAUUCCGGGACCGGCCUAUGUCAGCAAUGGAAACAGCAGUGUACUGGAUAGAGUAUGUCAUCAGACAUCAGGGGGCGCUACACUUGCGACCGGCCUCUGUCAGUCUGGCGCUCUACCAGUACUUACUACUCGACGUCAUCGCAGUGCUAUUUCUCCCAGUGUUCCUUCUCCUGUACUUUAUCUACUUUUUGUUCUUCAUGGCUGUAGAAGUUAGUCCCAACGAUCACAGGAACUAUAAACUAAAGAAAAACAAUUAAAAGCUCUAUUAUAACUCAUUUUGAUACACAGAACAUUUUUUAAAUAACGAAUAAUACAUUUAAUCUUCUUAUCCAUUGUAUUUAUUAACUUUUAUUAAAAAUAUAAGUUUUAAUUUAAAAUA
Homalodisca vitripennis (glassy-winged sharpshooter) is the source of this 2084-nucleotide messenger RNA. RefSeq names its product UDP-glucosyltransferase 2-like. Gene Ontology annotation, molecular function: UDP-glycosyltransferase activity. The transcript has 5 exons. NCBI's taxonomy places the organism in Eukaryota, Metazoa, Arthropoda, Insecta, Hemiptera, Cicadellidae. The coding region runs from base 352 to 1962 and encodes 536 amino acids. The record is from RefSeq and is a predicted model, not a curated record.